Aplosporella prunicola CBS 121167 is the source of this 647-nucleotide messenger RNA. RefSeq lists its product as uncharacterized. The transcript has a single exon. The record is from RefSeq and is a predicted model, not a curated record. Bases 93 to 569 code for a protein of 158 amino acids. Lineage: Eukaryota; Fungi; Ascomycota; Dothideomycetes; Botryosphaeriales; Aplosporellaceae.
UGUGGGAUUGGGAUUGUGAUUGCACCCGAGCGGCAGGGAGGCGAUGCGCGGUGCUGGUGGAGAAGGACGGUGGGACGCUAGGAGAUGCAUGGAUGGGAGAGAGAGUUUCCUUGUUGUUGGUGCUGGGCUUGCUCGUGCUUGCUCGUGCUUGCUCGUGCUCGCUGGUGCUUGCACUGGUGCUUACUCGUGCUCACGCUGGUGCUCGCUCGUGCUCGCUGAUGCCGCGCAUACCCAGGCGAGGUGAGAGGAGCGCGCCGUGGGUGCGGGACACGCGUUGGGAGGGCGAGCACCUGCCUUGCUGGGCAUGUAUGGGGGACGGAGAUGCGGGAGAUGCGCUCGGCGGGCGCCCUCCUGGCGGAUUGAUUAUGGGGUGUGUGGGUAGGGAGGCCUGCUGUGAUUGCGCCUAUAGCGGGGGCGCGUGUGCGCUGCUAUUGCUGUUGCCUAUCUGUUGCUGUUGUUGUUGCUGCUGUGUAGGUAUACACUUGCACCCACCACCACUACCACCACUGCCGUCAUGCUUGCACUGCCCCAGCCUGGUGAUGAGUGAGCACGCCAUUGGGGGAUUGUAGCUUGCGCGCCACUGCAAUUACUCCGCUGAUUGUUGCGCCUCACUUUCUCUGUCUCCUUGCCUGCCUGCCUGCCUGCCU